This is a messenger RNA of Penicillium hordei, 1188 nucleotides long. RefSeq names its product M20 family metallopeptidase. The record is from RefSeq and is a predicted model, not a curated record. Bases 1 to 1188 code for a protein of 395 amino acids. The transcript is spliced from 3 exons. Gene Ontology annotation, molecular function: dipeptidase activity. Lineage: Eukaryota; Fungi; Ascomycota; Eurotiomycetes; Eurotiales; Aspergillaceae.
AUGAAGUCAAUUUCACUAAACAUUGUUCGUGGGCAUAUCGCAGCAGCUAUCGAUGCUGAGGCGCAGGCCCUACGACAGCUCAAUCAUGACAUUCACAGUCACCCAGAGAUCGCAUAUGAGGAGGUUUAUGCCCAUGACACGCUGACAGACUUCCUUGGGUUGCGCGGUUGGGCAGUAAAACGACAUGCAUAUGGUUUGCAGACCUCUUUUGAGGUAGAAACAAACACUAGCGAGGGGGGACCAGUCAUCGUGUUUUGUGCCGAAUAUGACGCCCUUCCCGGGAUUGGACACGGGUGCGGUCAUAAUCUGAUAGCUACAUCUUCUCUAGCCGCAUUCCUAGGCCUCGCAAAGGCUGUUCGGGAGAUGGGGCUGGCUGGCAGAGUUCGCAUCCUCGGAACUCCGGCAGAGGAAGGAGGCGGGGGGAAGGUCAAGCUUAUCGAAGCGGGGGCGUUUAAAGACCCUGAGAUCAAGGCAGCGAUCAUGGCUCAUCCGAUCUCGCUGUGUGGCCUCCCCGACGGUUACCAAGGAAUAGCCGGGUUCCAAACUAUCGCUAGUCACAAAGUCAGGGUUGAGUACCGGGGUCGGGGCGCCCAUGCUGGGGGUGACCCAUGGCGUGGACUCAAUGCUCUGGAUGCUGCAGUAGGGAGCUACAAUAGUAUUUCGAUGCUACGGCAGCAGAUUCAACCAGAUGAGCGAGUUCAUGGGGUAAUUGAGGACGGCGGGAAGGUCCCAAAUGUGAUCCCAGACUAUACCCGUAUGAACUGGUAUAUUCGGAGCGGAACUGCUGCCCGUGCCGAUGAACUACUUGCGAGAUGCAAGGGCUGUUUUGAGGGCGCUGGGCAAGCCACUGGCUGUCAAGUCAAUUAUAUCAUGGCACCCACUUACAAAGAGCUAGUUCUCAACGAUAGGUUCUGUGACCUCUACACGCAGGAAAUGAGUGUUCUGGGACGAAUGGUUUUGGCCAAACAGGAAAGUAUAGCCUCCAUCUCCACCGACAUGGGAAAUGUCUCCUAUGAGAUCCCCAGCUUCCAUGGAGUCUUCGGCAUUCCAACCCCUCCAGAUAUCCCAGGUCACCAUCCAGAGUUCGCGAAAGCAGCUGCCUCCGACCAAGCCCAUGAAGAAGCCAUUAUUGCUGCCCAUGCUAUGGCCAUGCUUGGUUGGAACGUUUUGGAGAAAGAAAUCAAGUAA